UAACGUCAAAGUUCAUAAGAAGAGCUGCAGCGUGUGUGUUUCGCUCGUGCCGGGGUUUUUAAUUUCAUUGUUUUGGAACUGGUGGCCAUUUAGUUUUAUCUGGUUCAGAAAGAUGGCCUCAGAUUCAGGCUACGGGCAGCAAGGAGCGCAACAAAGCUAUGGAUCUUAUGGUGGGUCCCAAGGCUAUCAAGGCGGACAGCAGGGGUAUGGUCAGGGCAAUGGAAGCAGCUCUUAUAGUGGACAGAGCUUUGGUGGUUACGCACAGUCUGCUGGUGGAGAGAGUUACAGCCAGACAGCACCAGGAUACUCAUCUAGCUAUGGUCAACAACCGCAGCCACUGCAGCAGGCCUCUGAAUCCUCACCGGGCUAUGGUGGAGAGAAGUUGUAUGGCAGUGGUAGUGGAGGAGGGUAUGGUCAGUCUGCUGGCUCUUAUGCAGGGUCUCAAGGUGGCUAUGGACGACGCAAUGAUGGUGACAGCCGGAAGUAUGGUGAUGAUGGUGGCUCAGAUCGUUCUGAGGGAUUCAGGGGCAGGGGUCGUGGGGGUUAUGAUCGUGGCGGUUUUGAACGUGGAGGCUAUGACAGAGGUGGCCGAGGCGGGCCACCCUCCGGUAUGGGUGGUGGUGACCGUGGUGGCUACAAAAAUUACGGUGGACCCAGAGAUUAUGGUCAAAAGGAUGAUGGAGAUGAUCAGGACAACUCGGACAAUAAUACCAUCUUUGUCCAAGGUCUUGGAGAAGAUGUUUCCACUCAGGAAGUGGGAGACUACUUCAAACAGAUUGGAAUCAUCAAGGUGAAUAAGAAGACUGGCCUACCCAUGAUUAAUCUAUACACUGAUAAAGCCACUGGCCGACUGAAGGGUGAAGCCACGGUGUCAUUUGAUGAUCCACCCUCAGCCAAAGCUGCCAUUGAUUGGUUUGAUGGAAAAGAGUUCCAAGGAAGACCUAUUAAGGUAUCGUUUGCUACCAGAAGGGCUGAAUUCACCAGUAGAGGUGGUGGUGCUGGAGGAGCAGGAGGUGGUGGCAGCAGUGGUGGCAGAGGCCGUGGUGGUUUUCGCGGCAGGGGUGGUGGCUUUGGAGGUGGUGGUGGUGGCGGCGGUGGUCCCUCAUUUGAUGUCAGAGGAGGAGACUGGCCUUGUCCCAACAGCUCUUGUGGCAACAUGAACUUUGCCCGAAGAUAUGAGUGUAACAAAUGUGGAACAUCAAAACCAGACAGUGAUGGAGACCGUGGUGGUCGGGGCGGAUAUGGAGGAGACCGCGGGGACCGAGGAGGCUUCAGAGGUGGCAGAGGAGGUGGAGGUUUCCGAGGUGGAGACCGUGGAGGCUACGGUGGUGGCUACAAAAUGGGUGGAAGAGGAGACCACAGAGAGGACAGACGAGGCCGACCAUACUGAAGAUUUCAUGUGGAUGCCAUUCCAACCCUUUGCUGUGUGUGUGUGAGCGGGGAGGGCGGGGGGUAUUGGAAGGGGUUAAGAGGGUAACUGGGAGUUACCAUUUCUUUGCAAGAUCGUCCUGCAUACUCUGAAAUGAGCAUUUGUUUUCCCUGUUAUUGUUGAAUCUACUGUGAGGGGCCGAGGAAGUGCUGGUGAGGGGAACGGGGUUAAAUUGCCCUGUAUUUUGGUUUCCGAGCAGUUUCUCUUUGAAAACAUUGAGUCCUGUCAGGGCAAUGGCAAAAAGUGCAUCAGGUCAGCUAAAAUGGGUUAUUUUGCUCUAGGCAAAUUUGGGGGGCAGAUGUUAUUUUGUUACUUUUAAUUUCCUGACUUGUAGAAUCCGGUAUUUAGUGUGUGAUUUUGUGAAAUGCUUAAUAUCAUUGUUUU
This is a messenger RNA of Xyrauchen texanus (razorback sucker), 1813 nucleotides long. Its product is annotated as RNA-binding protein FUS-like. Gene Ontology annotation, molecular function: RNA binding; transcription coregulator activity. The record is from RefSeq and is a predicted model, not a curated record. The transcript is spliced from 16 exons. Bases 113 to 1390 code for a protein of 425 amino acids. Lineage: Eukaryota; Metazoa; Chordata; Actinopteri; Cypriniformes; Catostomidae. Gene Ontology annotation, cellular component: nucleus. Gene Ontology annotation, biological process: regulation of DNA-templated transcription.